Molecule: messenger RNA, 1647 nt
Organism: Amorphotheca resinae ATCC 22711
Lineage: Eukaryota; Fungi; Ascomycota; Leotiomycetes; Helotiales; Amorphothecaceae
Exons: 3
Coding region: 1-1647 (548 amino acids)
Source: RefSeq, a predicted model, not a curated record
AUGUCUGAUCACCUCACAAGCCCACGUCGCGCACAAAAACCACGAUAUCGCCCAGCCAUCCAAGUGUCUGCAGAAAUCCGAAAUCACUGUCAUAUAUAUCUCGACGAGCAGCUCUAUAUCAGUGCUCUUACUCUCCUCACGGAUCUUGUUACCUCGGGGGCCUCUCAUCCAAAGCACCUCGCAACUCCAGCUUUCGCACCUGUACCAUUUCAUAUAGAAAUUGUCAGCGCGCUCCUGGUCCACCCACGACACACUACCCAGGCACCUCGAAAUGAACGCGCUGAGCUAGCUUCGCGAUCCAUAGCUUUCCUCCGAAGUCUCCUUGCAACUCUCGGCCCGCUGAAUGGAAAUCUUGGUGAGGCCUUCUCCCUUACCCCUCCCCGGAUACGAGGCUCGCGGCGAAGUCGAAAUGGCGGGGACGAAGGAAGUAGCGAAUCUGAUGGUGAGGGUGAAGAACAUAUGGGAGGGGUAGUGGCAAAUAAAGGCAGGAUAAGGAGAAGUGCGAAAGACUUCUGGCACAUUGUCGGAUGGGCUUUCAACUGCAGCGUGGUCCAUCAGAAGAGGUGGAAAUACUGGAAGGUGUGGUUGGAAUACAUGUUAGAUGUCUUGGAUGCCGAUUGGAAGGAACGGGAAGAGAAGGACAGAGAGGAGUCUUUCAAGGCAACGGGGUUAGAGGAGGAUUCAGAAGCCGAAUGCCAGUUCGAAAUGUUACGCAAUUCUCUACUGGUCAAAUAUCUCUCAGAUGUUAAGGGAAGAUCAAGCGCAGCAAAACGUGUCGUCGGAGCUGCUUUUACUGACGGUGGACCGGAAGAUCUAAGAUCGUAUCCAGAAGUCUUCCCGAACGAGACCAAGGAAGUCCAGACACAAAGUGGACAGAAGAGGAAGAGGGGAGAUGAUGAUCUCAAAGAAUCUAGCGACUACGACCAUGGAGAUGAAGCUGCGUUCGAGUCUUCACAACCAACGGAUGAGACCCCGGAGUCCUCUCAAAAUACCACUGACGGAGUAGAGACUCCGGAUCCGUGGAUGGGGGGUCCAGAAUCGAUCCUUCUCCGCCAGCGUGUCCUAACUCUGCUCUCGCGUGUGGCCGCGCUCCUCCCCGAUUGCUUCAUCGACUGCAGGGAGCUGUAUGAGAUAUACUGCCUCAACAUGAAGAUGCUCCCCUUACCAGCAUUUUCUCUGCUCGUCUCCCCCUCAAAUUCAUCACAUUUCCCCCUUGAGGUCUUCGUAUCUCUUACACAGCUCCUCCUCGUCCGUCUCAUACCGAAUACAGCGCCACGCCCUCGGUCAGUCUCGAAUCGAGAUACCGAUGACUUGACCCAGGAGAUACUUGAGAAAUGCUUCCUUCCGUAUACCGCCAGCACCUCGUCGAUUGCUGAUAACGCAAAGGUUUCUAUACUGGUAGAGAACUUAUUCAGGGUCUUCUUGAAAUCCUGCCCAGCUUAUUAUACGCCAGACCUGGCUGCUGCUAUCGAGAAGGGGAUCCGUGCACGUGAAGCGAAGAUGAAGAGUGACAAGCGGAGAAAGGAGAAUGGCAUGCUCAAGAAGGAGGAAGAGAGUGAUGCGGUAUGGCUCAAAGCUAGUGGGCACCGUCUCAGGAGACUCUUGGAAUGGGUAGAGCAGAAAACCCUGGAUGACAGUGUUCAAUGA